This is a messenger RNA of Aureobasidium namibiae CBS 147.97, 3714 nucleotides long. RefSeq lists its product as uncharacterized. The transcript has 3 exons. The record is from RefSeq and is a predicted model, not a curated record. NCBI's taxonomy places the organism in Eukaryota, Fungi, Ascomycota, Dothideomycetes, Dothideales, Saccotheciaceae. Bases 1 to 3714 code for a protein of 1237 amino acids.
AUGGAACGCCCAUAUCAGUUUUCCGACGACCGAGACGGCGCGCGUUCACCUUUCAACCAGCAACUGCUCAAUCCCGCCGCACAGCCAGCGGGCACUUCUUUCAAAACAAAUGUGAAUCGUAGUAAAACGCGCAAAUGGGCAGAGGCCAAGAACUAUUCUUACGAUGGAGACGACUGGGGCGGUUAUGACCCUUACGAUGAAUAUGGCAGCUACGACGACAAGCAAGACGCGCCCCUUCCUGCUGCCGCACCGCGACGGAACUCGUUCGAGACGGGUGAGGAAGUGAGAUCCUUCUCUUCCGGUCAACAGCAGCCACCGCCUCCUCCGCCCGCGCAUAUCACUCCCACCAAGCCGCAGCCUCUCCAGCCUGCGAUCCAACCACAUGCCGACUAUGGCGUCCGCCGCGACUUCUCUCAGAUCGCUCAUGUCCCACCACCUCUCAAGACGAAUACCUCUCCUCAGGUCGUUCGCGAACGCUUUCCUGCUAGGAAAAGCAGUCUGCAGACCAGCGUGCCAUCUUCGCCUGCUAUGGGCUCGCAGCAACCCGUGAUUCAGGAGCCAGUCUCGCCAAGUUUGAGCGCUUCUACCGCUCCGAGUGCUGGCAAACCUCUACCAUUCAUCCGCCCUGCCGACAUUUACAAGCGCAUGGAAGAGGAGCGGUUGAGGGAACAAGAAGCCAAGAGCCAGGUCGGACCGACGCCCGCUAGACACGAGGAGCACCAGGAGAAUCCUGUCCCGGCCAAAGCUGCCGGUGCCGAUGUUGCUGGUCAUGAGACCGCUCGUGAGGAGCAGCCUGCAACUGCCUCUCUGGGUUCUUCUCUGCCAGCAGUCAGUCGUGUCGCUUCCGGAUUCGGCUCAGAAUUCUGGAAUGCCUCCGAGUUGUCUAGUUCGUUGAACGCGGCUGACGCUCUUUCGCCAACCACUACCAACACUGAGCCUGUGGCGCCCGCUGAACCCAACACUGUGGAGGACGCCUCGCACGAAUUGACUGAUGCAGUAAAUCAAGCGUUCGAGCGUCGGGAUGACUUGUCCGUACCACCUACACCCAUUUCUCGCGACAACUCCCAGUCUGGCCACGGAUCGGAUACGACGGGGAUAAGCCCUAUAAUGAGCCGUGUCCCAAGCGCUGCGACUGCGGAAGCAAAGGCCCGCCUCAUUGAUAACAGAGACAUGGGACCCAUCGCCGAGGAAGGCAGUCUGCCUGGUAGUCCUGGUUCGCGCCCUUCAUCGUCACAGCAAUAUUUCGCCACCAAGAGACGUAGUCCUACACACUCCCGUAAUGUGUCGGGCGAGUCUUUCAGCAACAGCCCUGCCAGAACUCCGCAACUGGAAUAUAUGAAGAGACUUUCUACUCCAAUGUCGGCAGAAAACAGCAGUCUGCAAGAAGAGCAGGCCGUUUCGCCCAUUGAAUCGCCUAGCAAACCCCUUCCCGUUGCUUCAGUUCGUGUGAUCGCACCUUCAGCAGACUACACUCGUAGGGAGUCGGAUAUCGCUGCCGACGCAUCAUCGUGCUCACCAGUCGAUACAGCCGAAGCUGCAAAGGCCGCCAGAGCAAAUUUCCUUCAGACUCACGAAAGAGUCAAAUCACCGGUGACCGGAAGCCCUAUCGAUCGCAGUCCUUCGCCCAUCUCGCGGCAAGGAUCUCCUGGUCCCAGUAGAGUCCGCGAUCUUGCGGGAAAGUACAAUGAACUUCACACUCUGUCUAGGAGCAGCUCUGCCAUGUCUUUCAACUCUCAGAAGAGUGACAGAUCCUUGAAGAGAACUGGUACAUGGGACACCACAAACAGCGACGCCAGCGGCGUGACUAGUGAUGAUCAAGUCCUCGAAUCGAUCGAAACAGCUUCUCUUGAUCGUCCGGACCCAACUCGAGGCCCUAGUUUCCGCCCACACUUGCCAGGCGAGUGGGUCUCGUACGUGGGCACUCCUAGCGCGGAGAUGCCCGUGGCGCAAGAAGCCACCAGGCGUAGCGUGGAACACACGAGGGAUAACCUCCAGCAUGACCAGAUUACUCCUAGGCAGGCAACGUUCCCGCCCCCAGGAGAUUUUGAUCCUACGCCCGCCACGGUCAAGCAGCCGCUUGCUCACAAGGAUAUUCAACCCCAAGAGACUAACCACGUGGAUAGCCUGAAGAAUGCAAGUGAAGCAUUAGGCGCUGCGUUGUUAUCCUCGUUCGGCCAGAAUCAUGGCACCAGAGACUUUGCUCAGCCAGAGCCACAGUCUCCGGAGGAAGACUUCACUGCACCUCGAGGUUCAGUUGGUGAUGUCUAUCUGAGGCCUUUGACAAUCGACCGUAAAGCUUCAUCAAUCGCUUCCAGUGUUGGUCCCACGCCACCAGCCAAGGACACUCCCGAUGGACUCGGACUACGAGAAUCGUCUGGCUACUUCCCUCCACCGACUCUUCGUGUCGACUCUGACGCCAUGACACCUGCUUCUGACUACUCGCCUGCCGACAUGGAAAGCGACCGUCUGCGCAGAGAGAUUGAGAGGAGUCUUACGCCCCAAAUUCAUUCUGAAUUUCAGCAGACCCGCGACCAAGACGCCCUGGACGCGCCAGCGGCCCUUCGAGAGCUUCAGAGGGCCGAGGGACUUCGUGCUGAUGACAGUCUGCCUGGGUCGAACGUGCCUGCAGUCAUUGGUGAGCCUACAGUAUCGCAAACCAACACUCAAGCUGCAGAUGCCGGUCUUCUUGGUAAGCGCUUCAGUUUCGAAAGAGAUCAGAGCAAUUCCAGCCUGUGGGGUGAAGUGGGUGAGGAAGUGAAGCGUGCCUCUUACGAACGGCCAUUAUCUGGCGUCGGGCUUCAGGUGAUCAAUACGAAUGUGAGCAGCAGUAGCAGUAGUGGGUGGAGCACUUCGUCUAUCGGGGACGCCCCUGGGGACGCAACCGAGGAGCAUACGGAAGUCCCUUUACAGCACGCGGAACCACCUCUACAGCUUAGGGAACAAUCGCCACAGCCUACGGAAGCACCUCUACAGCCUGUCGUCAGUCUUCCAUCGCCCGACAUUCCCUGGGUGCCCACCAGAGAUGAGGACAGGGAAGCCGAAGCCAGUAUGCCUACAGUACGACAGCCGACCGCAUUGGAGAAGCGUCUUGGUGAAUUACCACCUCCUGUUUAUGAAGAAUCCGAGACGCCAUUGGCUUCUUCUACUACCACAACUACCGCGACUACCGGGGCUACAAACACAGCGGCUCGCAUUCCCACUGUCAGAGAGAUCAUGGCUCUGAAAACAGUCGACGAGCGUGUCAACACUUAUAACUCUUCGCGAGAGCAGGUUGCCUCAAUGGACACUGGUCUCAGCAACUGGCUUACUUCGACUCUCUUUUCUCAUCCUGAGCAUGCGCAUGUUGUCACAGACGCUGCGAACAAACCUGCCGGAACGACUGCCAUUGGAGGCAGCAUUCGUUACAAGCCUCAGCCUGGUAAUAUCAUCAAGUUGGCCAGGAAAGGUCUUAGUGGCGUCACGAACAGGGAACCUUCGGGCUCUCAUGCGGCUGAUCCCAGCCAGUCGCCCUCCAACGUUGAGCGUCAGACUUCCAACACAGUCGGCCGCUCACCUUCAGCACAACAAGGAGGCGCACCAAAGAUGCAGACCAAGGGCAAGGAUUUGUUGCACUCCGCCGGCAUGUUCGGCGGCAAGGCUACCGUAGGAGCUAAGGGCCUGUUCGCAAGAGCAAAGGGAAGACUUCGAGAAGGCGGAAGCGAGAAGGUAGAUUGA